AUGGGAAGAGGCAAGUACGGCAUCGUAGCUUUCCACAACGUCGACCCUUCCCAGAAUCAACACCUGCUGGAAAAGACACAUUGGGACGAAACAACAGACACCGCCACACUUCGGGACAUGUACAAAGACUUUCACCCAGUCGUGAGGAAUAUCGUUGGAGCUGCACCUCACGUACGCACCUAUCCGAACUUUUACGGCGGCUUCCUAGAUACAUACGAAUUUGGUGGUCGAGUCGUGCUCGUAGGCGAUGCAGCACACUGUCAUGGAGGAGCACUGGCUGCAAACGCCUCUCUUGGGAUCGACGAUGCUUACUGUCUCUACCUGUCUCUUCUCCGAAAGGUAUCCUCUGAUGGGCGAUUGACACUGGGAGCAGAGAAAUUAGAGCAGAGCCUGAGACUAUACGAUGCUGUGCGCAGACCGCAUUGCGAGAAGGUCCUGAAAGUGACACAUGCGAUGUACGGUAUGAACAACGAGCGAUUGUGGGGUGGAGGAGAAGAAGAGACGGACGACCAGCUUAGGGAGAAGUUGAGGACACGGCCAUAUGCCGAAUGGAUUCAUGAGCAUGACGUGGAGACUGCAUUCAAAGAUGCAUCCCGGCGCAUGUAA
Messenger RNA from Aureobasidium musti, 606 nucleotides. The record is from the annotation of a GenBank genome assembly. NCBI's taxonomy places the organism in Eukaryota, Fungi, Ascomycota, Dothideomycetes, Dothideales, Saccotheciaceae.